CUGGGACCCUGCUGGCACCAGCCUGAGGACUCUGCCUGCCUCAUUCCCCUGCUGUUGGUGCUCUUGCUGGUGCUGCCAGGAUGUGCGGCAGGUUCCUGAGGCAGCUGCUGGCUGAAGAGAGCCGGCAUGCCACCGCUGUGGGGCGCCUCCUGCUCCCCGUGCUCCUGGGAUCCCGCCUUGUGCUGCUGGCUGCCAGCGGGACCGGGAUCUACGGCGACGAUGAGCAGAGCGAAUUCCUGUGUCACACUCAGCAGGCAGGCUGUAAGGUCGCCUGCUACGAUGCCUCCCACCCCUUCUCCCCGCUGCGCUUCUGGGCCUUCCAGGUCAUCUUGGUGGCUGUGCCCAGUGCCCUUUACGUGGGUUUUACUCUGUAUCAUCUGAUCUGGCAUUGGGAAGAAUCAGGAAAGGCGAAGGAGGAGACGCUGAUCCACCAAGGGGAGAAGAGCAGAGAUGCCUCCAGGGCGGGAAGCCCCAGGCUGCUCUGGGCCUAUGUGGCACAGCUGGGGGUGCGGCUGGUCCUGGAGGGGGCAGCCUUGGGAGUGCAGUACCAUCUGUAUGGGUUCAAGGUGCCCAGCUCCUUUGCCUGCCGUCGGGAGCCUUGCCUGGGUAGUACAACCUGUUACCUGUCCCGCCCCUUUGAGAAGACCAUCUUCCUAAGGACCAUGUUUGGGGUUAGCGGGCUCUGUCUCUUGUUCACUCUUCUGGAGCUUGUGCUCCUGGGCCUGGGGAGAUGCUGGAGGACCUGGAAGCACCAGUCUCCUCCUUCUAACUACUGCCCAACUGCAGAGAGCACCAAAAAACACGAGGAACCGACUGAUAGCUUCCGGCCAGUGGAAGCCAAAGAGCCGUUCCGAGAAGCAGGUGAGAAGGCACUGAUGUCCCUCCUUCUUCCUGCCUCUGAGGUCUCUGUCCUCAUGAUCUCCCACGGCAGGUCCCUCUACCUCUGGGAGGCACCCCUCCCGCGUGUUACAAAACAGAAAACCAGGUUCUAG
Molecule: messenger RNA, 992 nt
Organism: Lontra canadensis (Northern American river otter)
Lineage: Eukaryota; Metazoa; Chordata; Mammalia; Carnivora; Mustelidae
Gene: GJC3
Product: gap junction protein gamma 3
Exons: 2
Coding region: 81-992 (303 amino acids)
Biological process (GO): cell communication
Cellular component (GO): connexin complex
Source: RefSeq, a predicted model, not a curated record